AUGGAGGAGAAUAUCCCAAAAAUAUACGCAGACGACAUAUUAAGCAUGAUAUCAAAGUUAGAACAAGACAUGAUAACAAUAAAUGCAUCACAAAAUGAACUCCUAGAAGCCAUUAGGAAUGUUGAAGAAAAAGUCAUUGAUGAAAAAGAAUACAAUUUAAUAAAGUCAAAAAUGGAUAAGGUGUCGCAUUAUAGAACCAAACUGCUAUCGCUCAGAGCAACAAUGUCAAUGCUGACAGGAAGGUCUCAGCAGUUGAAAGACAGAGCUGAAAAGCUGCGGCGGAUGAAGUUAGAUUAUUUAUCACAAGUUGAAGAUAUCAAGCGUAUCGAACGUGAAAAGGACGAGUUCAUCGCUGCUAGUGUCUCAACACCUAUUAGCUAUACAUCAGGAAAAUCAGAAAUACUGUUGCCAAAAACCAAGAAAAAGAAAAAGAAAGCAAAGGCUCGCCAAGUGUUGCUAGAUGAUGAAGACAGUAGCAGUAGCAAAGACACAGCUUGGAAAUCGCCAAAGCGUUCACUAAGCCAAAAGGACUUGACUAAACAAGACUGA
Molecule: messenger RNA, 549 nt
Organism: Mycotypha africana
Lineage: Eukaryota; Fungi; Mucoromycota; Mucoromycetes; Mucorales; Mycotyphaceae
Exons: 3
Coding region: 1-549 (182 amino acids)
Source: RefSeq, a predicted model, not a curated record